This is a messenger RNA of Hemicordylus capensis (graceful crag lizard), 15703 nucleotides long. RefSeq names its product zinc finger homeobox 3 (gene ZFHX3). The record is from RefSeq and is a predicted model, not a curated record. Bases 836 to 11980 code for a protein of 3714 amino acids. The transcript is spliced from 12 exons. Gene Ontology annotation, biological process: brain development; regulation of neuron differentiation; regulation of transcription by RNA polymerase II. Gene Ontology annotation, molecular function: RNA polymerase II cis-regulatory region sequence-specific DNA binding; DNA-binding transcription factor activity, RNA polymerase II-specific; zinc ion binding. Lineage: Eukaryota; Metazoa; Chordata; Lepidosauria; Squamata; Cordylidae. Gene Ontology annotation, cellular component: nucleus.
UGGGGGGUGGGGGUGGGGAGCCAGCCCUGGGCUCCCUCCUGUGGGGCUCCCUCCUGUGGGGCUCCCUCCUGUGGGGCCCCAGCCAGGCCCGGGUGAGAGUGGCCCUGUGACCCAGGGCUCUGGCCUGCUUGGGGCCGGGCCCUCUGAAGAGCUCCCGGAGCAGAGGGGCCGGGCCUGGCUUGGCCUGCCUGGCGCCUCCAGAGCCUCCCGCCAGCAGCCCUCUCAGCCGAGGAGGAGGAGGCGCCCAUCCCCGGCUGCCCAGCUGCGAGGUGGUCUCUGGGGGGGCACCGCUCCCCCCCCCGGCCUAGCCCCCCCCGCCUCCUGGAUCCUCCGCCCCCCUUCAGUGAUGCCCUGGAAGAACUGGCACUCUUGGUGACUGGGGCUCGAGCGCCUCUCUUCAGCUGAGCGGUACCAUGGUGUUGCCACGGCGGCGUCUCCAUGGCAUGGUGCUGAGGAUGGGACACUUCUUGCCAAGCACCCACCUGGAGAGGGGUGCAAUCACUGAGCGUGUGCUUUACCUGUCAGCUGGACAAUCGAAGACAGCAGUAAUUUCUUCUUCGACUUGGAUGCAUUAGCUUUCACCAGAACCAAAACAUGCUUUGAAGCAGCAAAGCGACUGGGCUACAACAUUCCUACCGGAAUCCACCAAAGAACCACCUGUCAGCAGAAACAAGCCCUUCGUGCCCCCCUGGUGACUCUGGCUGCUCAUGGGCCCUCCUCUGGAUCUCAAAGGCACAUGAAAAGAAAGAGCCUGGAAAAGAAGGGCGGACCGUGGAGGGACACUGGCAGGUCCGAGCCAUCCUGGGUGCGAUGAACACUCGGUGCCGGCCUCGCCAUGGAAGGCUGUGACUCGCCUGUCCUCUCGGGAAAGGACCAUGGGUGCGCGGUCCCUCCGCACCAGCAAUGGACUGACCUGGGCAGCACCCACCUCCCCAGCAGCAAGCCGAGUCACACGGAGCAGCCUGCCGUGGAGAACCACAGAGCCCUAGACCAGCGGCGGGCCCCUUUCCGCCCGGGCUCCCCAGACAGUGACGCCGCGGCCACCCCCGGCCCAAGCGCCGAAGCCGCUGGCAAGGAGGUCAGCUGCAACGCCUGCGCCGCCUCCUUCGCCGGCUUGCAGAGCUACAUGGAGCACCACUGCCCCGCUGCCCGCCCCCUCCUCCCCCUGCUGGAGGACGGCGGUGGGAGUGACACCGGGGAGGAGGGCGACGAGGAGAGCGACGUGGAGAAUCUGGCCGGGGAGAUUGUCUACCAGCCGGACGGCUCGGCGUACAUUGUGGAGAGCAUCAGCCAGCUGGUCCAGAGUGGGGGGCUUUGCGGCGCUGGCAACGGCACCAGCAGUGGGGCGCUCCCUCCGCUCUUCCUGAACUCUCUCCCCAGCGCUGGGGGCAAGCAAGGAGAGGAGGCCCCCCCGCCCGCCCCGCCCGCCUACCCGCAGAUCAUCAACACGUUCCACAUAGCCUCCUCCUUGGGGAAGUGGUUUGAGGGCUCGGAGCAGGCCUUCCCCAAUACCUCAGCCCUGGCGGGGGUCAGCCCCGUCCUGCACAGCUUCCGCGUGUUUGACGUGCGCCACAAAAGCAACAAGGAUUACCUGAACAGCGACGGCUCUGCCAAAAGCUCCUGCGUAUCCAAAGAUGUUCCCAACAAUGUGGACCUGUCCAAGUUUGAUGGCUUUGUGCUCUAUGGGAAGCGGAAGCCCAUCCUGAUGUGCUUCUUGUGCAAGCUCUCCUUUGGCUACGUCCGCUCAUUUGUGACCCACGCAGUGCAUGACCAUCGAAUGACUCUGAGCGAGGAGGAGCGGAAAAUUCUUAGCAAUAAGAACAUCUCCGCGAUCAUCCAAGGGAUAGGCAAGGACAAGGAGCCCCUUGUCAGCUUUUUGGAACCAAAAAACAAAAACCCCUUUCCACACCCUUUAGUUUCCACAACUAACCUCAUGGGCCCUGGACACAGCUUCUAUGGCAAAUUCAGUGGGAUUCGGAUGGAAGGGGGGGAGGAAGGGGCCCAGUCCGGGGCUCCCAGUGGAGCAGACCAGCCCCAGCCAGGCCUCUUGGCCCCUGGGGCCCUCUUGAACCUCGGAGGGCUAACCAGCUCAGCUUUGAAGACCCCAAUUACCUCAGUCCCCCUGGGCCCACUGGCUUCCAGUCCUACCAAAUCCUCGGAGGGGAAGGACCCCGGGGUAGCAGAGUGGGAGAAGCAAGAUCUGGCUGACCAGGACAGCCUCUCGGAGAAAGCAGAGCUGGCUGGGGGGGAGGAGGGGGAGGAGGAGGAAGAAGAUGGGGAGGAGGAGGAGGAGGAGGAGGAAGAGGAGGAGGAGGAGGAGGAGGAAGGGGGGUGCAAAGGGCUGUUCCCAAGUGAGCUGGAGGAUGAGCUGGAGGAAAGGCCUCCCGAGGAGGAGCCUGGGGCUCUGGCAAGUGGCGGCGGCGGCGGCAGCAGCAGCAGCAGCAAAAAGGACCUUGCUCUCUCAAACCAAAGCGUUUCUCCCUUAAUGCCUAGCGUGCUCCAGGCUCUGUCCAGGGGCACGGCUUCUUCUAGUUCGAAUUCUGCUUCUUCCUUUGUCUUUGACGGUGCAAACAGGAGGAAUUGUUUAAGCUUUAACAGUGAAGGCAGCGAGGGCGGCAGCAGGAGGCUGGACUUCAGUGACGAAAGUGCCAAUAAAGACAAUGCCACAGUACCAGAACCAAAUGAGAGCGGGGAGGGGGAGGAGGGGAGCUACCUCCCCCCUCACCAGCACACGGGCCCCCUCUGUGAGGGGCAGGGGGGCGGCGGGGAGUGCCCCUCGGGCAGCGGCGUGGAGUGCCCCCGGUGCGACACGGUCCUGGGCUCCUCGCGCUCGCUGGGCGGCCACAUGACCAUGAUGCAUUCGCGCAACUCCUGCAAGACGCUCAAGUGCCCCAAGUGCAACUGGCACUACAAGUACCAGCAGACACUGGAGGCCCACAUGAAGGAGAAGCACCCGGAGCCGGGGGGCUCCUGUGUCUACUGCAAAAGCGGGCAGCCCCACCCGCGGCUGGCUCGGGGCGAGAGCUACACCUGUGGCUACAAGCCUUUCCGCUGUGAGGUUUGUAACUACUCCACCACGACCAAAGGCAACCUCAGCAUUCAUAUGCAGUCCGACAAGCAUCUCAACAACAUGCAGAACCUGCAGAACGGAGGCGGGGAGCAAGUGUUCAGCCACACUGCCGGGGCUGCCGUUGCUGCCGCCGCCGCCGCUGCCGCCGCCGCUGCCGCCACUGCCACCAACCUGGGUAGUGGCUGUGGGGCCCCCUCCCCGACCAAACCAAAAAGCAAGCCGACCUGGCGGUGCGAGGUGUGUGACUACGAGACCAACGUGGCCAGGAACCUCCGCAUACACAUGACCAGUGAGAAGCACAUGCACAACAUGAUGCUGCUGCAGCAGAACAUGAGCCAGAUGCAGCACAACCGCCACUUGGGCCUGGGCAGCCUGCCUGCCGAGGCGGAGCUCUACCAGUACUACCUGGCGCAGAACCUGACCCUGCCCAACCUGAAGAUGGACAGCACUGCCUCGGAUGCCCAGUUCAUGAUGGGCGGCUUCCAGCUGGACCCCACCAACCCCAUCACCUCCAUGGCCCCCUCUCUAGUGGGUGGAGAGAUUCCUCUGGACAUGCGACUUGGGAGUGGGCAGCUGGUGUCUGAGGAGCUCAUGAACCUGGGGGAGACCUUCACCCAGACCAGUGACCCCUCGCUGAAGCUCUUCCAGUGUGCUGUGUGCAACAGAUUCACCACAGACAACUUGGACCUGCUGGGGCUGCACAUGAAUGUGGAGCGCAGCCUGCCCGAGGAGGAGUGGAAGGCGGUGAUGGGAGACUCCCACCAGUGCAAGCUGUGCCGCUACAACACGCAGCUCAAGGCCAACUUCCAGCUCCACUGCAAGACGGACAAGCACGUGCAGAAGUACCAGCUGGUGGCGCACAUCAAGGAGGGCGGCAAGGCCAAUGAAUGGCGGCUCAAGUGCGUGGCCAUUGGGAACCCUGUGCAUCUGAAGUGCAACGCCUGCGACUAUUACACCAACAGCCUGGAGAAGCUGCGUCUCCAUACAGUGAACUCCCGGCACGAGGCCAGCCUGAAACUCUACAAGCACCUUCAGCACCACGAGAGCGGCGUGGAGGGUGACGGCUGCUCCUACCACUGUGCCCUCUGCAGCUACUCCACCAAGGCCAAGCUGAACCUCAUCCAGCACGUGCGCUCCAUGAAGCACCAGCGGAGCGAGAGCCUGCGCAAGCUGCAGCGCCUGCAGAAGGGCCUUCCCGAGGAGGAGGAGGAGGACUUGGGCCAGAUCUUCACCAUCCAGAAGUGCCCUGCGCCUGAUGCUGAGGAGCCCGUUGAAGCCACCGAAGGGUCCCAUGAGGCAGCUGCCGAUCCAGAAGAGCCUGCGAAAGAUCUUGAGUGUGCAGCUGACAAGGAGCCGGGCAGAUGGACAGCACAAGCUCCCCAGGCGGAGAAGGAGGCGACGGAACCCCCAGCGUCCUCCAGACUCGUUUCAUUUCCCAGCAGCUCUUCGGAGCCGCCUGGCACCCAGUGGCCCCAAACAUCCGACGAGUCCAAGCUGGAGCAGGUGUAUCAGUGUCCCUACUGCAAGUACAGCAACGCAGACGUCAACCGGCUGAGGGUCCACGCCAUGACUCAGCACUCGGUCCAGCCCAUGCUCCGCUGCCCCCUCUGCCAGGACAUGCUCAGCAACAAGAUCCACCUGCAGCUGCACCUCACCCACCUCCACAGCGUGUCUCCCGACUGUGUGGAGAAGCUCAUUUUGACGGUGACCACGCCAGAGGUGAUGAUGCCCAGCAGCAUGUUCCUGCCAGCCGCUCUGCCAGACCGAGACGGGAACGCCGGCACGGAGGAGCCAGCCCAGCCGCCCGACCCCUCGGAGGGCUUGGGCAAAAGCCUGCUGCCUUUAGAGAAUGCGGAGCGUGUGGCGGGAGAGCCGAAGCCGCUUGUGCCUGAGCCGGCCCCUGCCAGAGACGAGGCUGGCUUCCUCUGCUGGAAGAAGGGCUGCAGCCAGGUGUGCAAGAGCUCCACGGCCCUCCAGGCCCACUUCAGCGAGGUGCACGGCAAGCGGCCCCAGCUCCCGGUCUCCGACCGGCACGUCUACAAGUACCGCUGCACCCAGUGCAGCCUGGCCUUCAAAACCAUCGAGAAGCUCCAGCUGCACUCCCAGUACCACGUCAUCCGGGCAGCCACCAUGUGCUGCCUUUGCCAGCGCAGCUUCCGCACCUUCCAAGCCCUCAAGAAGCACCUGGAGACGAGUCACCUGGAGCUGAGUGAGGCUGACAUCCAGCAGCUGUACAGCGGGCUGCUGGUGAACGGCGACCUCUUGGCCAUGGGGGACCCGUCCCUGGCUGAGGAGCACACCAUCCUGGUGGUGGAGGAGGAGAAGGAGGAGGAGAGCGACCUGGAGGACAAGCAGAGCCCCGCUGGGAGCGACUCCGGCUCGGUGCAGGAAGACUCCGGCUCCGAACCCAAGCGGGCCCUCCCCUUCCGCAAGGGCCCCAACUUCACCAUGGAGAAGUUCCUGGACCCCUCCCGCCCCUACAAGUGCACCGUGUGCAAAGAGUCCUUCACCCAGAAGAACAUCCUCCUGGUCCACUACAACUCCGUCUCUCACCUGCACAAGCUGAAGCGGGCCCUCCAGGAGUCGACCACCGGCCAGCCGGAGCCCACCAGCAGCCCCGACAACAAGCCCUUCAAGUGCAGCACCUGCAGCGUGGCCUACAGCCAGAGCUCCACCCUGGAGAUCCACAUGCGCUCCGUCCUGCACCAGACCAAGGCUCGAGCAGCCAAGCUGGAGGCUGCAGGUGGCGGCGGCGGCGGCAGCAAUGGAGCAGGCAGCGGCAGCGGCCUCUCGCUGGGCUCCUCCACCCCCAGCCCUGUGAGCAGCUGUGGUGCCGCCACCUCCACCCCCACCCCCACCGCCGCCACCCCCACUUUCAGCAUGGCCCACACGAGCAGCGCCACUGUGGCCCCCCCCUCGGCCAGCUUGCUCAGCCAGGGCUCCUGCGAGAGCACAGGGCUCCCACCGCUCAGUACCACCAGCGCCACCCCCACCGCUGCUGCUGCUGCCACCCCGAGCCCUUCAGAACCCAAAGAGGUCCACCGGAAGAAGCUGGCUGACAUGAUCGCUUCCCGGCAGCAGCAGCAGCAGCAGCAGCAGCAGGCGGCAGCCCACACCUUGGCGCAGGCCCAGGCCCAAGUGCAAGCGCAGCUGCAGCAGGAGUUGCAGCAGCAGGCGGCUCUCCUGCAGUCCCAGCUCUUCAGCCCCGCCCUCUUGCCGCACUUCCCGAUGACCACCGAGACCCUCCUGCAGCUCCAGCAGCAGCAGCAGCAGCACCUGCUCUUCCCCUUCUACAUCCCCAGCGCUGAGUUCCAGCUGAACGCGGAAGUGAGCUUGCCUGUGACCAGCGGCACCCUGACCUUGACUAGCACCGGAGCCGGCCUGCUGGACGACUUGAAGGUGCAGCUCCCCCAGGCCGGCCACCCUCCGGUCCAGCAGCAGCAGCAGCAGCAGCAAGUGCCUCCAGGACAGCUGCCCCCGUCCCACGGUGUCCUGCUCCAGCAGAGCCAGCACCCGGACAAGAAAGCCAAGGCCAUUGCCAAGGAGAAGGAGAAGGAAGCCCAGAGGGAGCGGGAGGGCGUGGAGAAGGGCGAGGGCAGCUCGGCCUCCAAGGAGGCCCUGCCCAACAGCUUGAAGCCCAAAGACAAGCCAGAGGCGGCAGCGGCGGCGGCGGCAGCAGAGCCCCCCCUCCCUCCGCCCCGUAUUGCCUCGGAUGCGCGAGGGAACGCCACCAAAGCCUUGCUGGAAAACUUUGGCUUUGAGCUGGUCAUUCAGUACAACGAGAACAAGCAGAAGGUGCAGAAGAAAGUCGGGAAGCCUGAGCAGGGGGACAGCUUGGAGAAGCUGGAAUGCGAAGCGUGUGGCAAAUUCUUUUCCAACAUCCUCAUCCUGAAGAGCCACCAGGAGCACGUCCACCAGCAGUACUUCCCCUUCAAGCAGCUGGAGAGGUUUGCCAAGCAGUACCGCGAGCACUACGACCAGCUCUACCCGCUGCGGCCGCAAACGCCAGAGCCGCCCCCGCCCCCCCUGCCGCCCCCGCCGCCUGUGGGGCCCCCCCAGCAGCCUUCGACCCCCACCCUGCCUGCUCCAGCCCCGCCCAUCCCUUCGCCCAGCCUUGCGCCAGCCCAGCCGUCCCUGCCCCUCCCGCAGCUCUCCAUGCCGAUGGAGCUGCCCAUCUUCUCUCCCCUCAUGAUGCAGACCAUGCCUUUGCAGACCUUGCCGGCCCAGCUGCCCCCCCAGCUGGGCCCGGUGGACCCUUUGCCUGCAGACCUGGCCCAGCUCUACCAGCACCAGCUCAACCCGAGUCUUCUGCAGCAGCAGCAGCAGCAGCAGCAGAACAAGAGGCCCCGCACGCGGAUCACGGACGACCAGCUCAGAGUCCUGAGGCAGUACUUUGACAUCAACAAUUCCCCCAGCGAGGAGCAGAUCAAGGAGAUGGCCGAGAAGUCCGGCCUGCCGCAGAAGGUGAUCAAGCACUGGUUCCGGAACACGCUGUUCAAGGAGCGCCAGCGCAACAAGGACUCGCCCUACAACUUCAGCAACCCUCCCAUUACCAGCCUGGAGGACCUGAAGGUGGACUCGCGGCCCCCUUCUCCGGAGCCUCAGAAGCAGGAGUACUGGGGCAGCAAGAGGUCCUCCAGGACUCGCUUCACGGACUACCAGCUCAGAGUCCUGCAAGACUUCUUUGAUGCCAACGCUUACCCCAAGGAUGACGAGUUUGAACAGCUCUCCAACCUGCUCAACCUCCCGACCCGGGUGAUUGUGGUGUGGUUCCAGAAUGCCCGCCAGAAGGCCCGGAAGAACUAUGAGAAUCAGGGGGAAGGCAAAGACGGGGAGCGGCGGGAGCUGACCAACGACAGGUACAUCCGCACCAGCAACCUGAACUACCAGUGCAAGAAGUGCAGCCUCAUCUUCCAGCGCAUCUUUGACCUGAUCAAGCACCAGAAGAAGCUGUGCUACAAAGACGAAGACGAAGAGGGGCAGGAGGACAGCCAGAACGAAGACUCCAUGGAUGCCUCAGAGCUCCUGACGCCAACCAGCUCCUCCUGCAGCACCCCAAUGCCUGCCCAGGCCUACAGCACCCCCACAGCUUCCGCCAAUGCCGCCGCCGCCGCCUCAGCUUUCAUGCCUCAGGUCGCCGCCGAGGCAGACGACCCCUCUGCCAGCUAUAGUUCUAAAGCAGAAGCUACCGAUGAGAAACCAAAGCAACCUGAACCUCCCAGUCCGCAGCAGCAAAACCAAACUCCAGAGAAGCAAAUGCAACCAAAGCGGGAGGUGGGGCCACCGCCACCGCCAGAGCCAGGAGAGCAGAAGGCCGGCUCAGGGCACCCAAAGGCCUCCCCCCCCACUCUGCCACAGCCGGUCCAGCCUCCUCAGUGUGUCCUGCCCCAGUCCAGCCCCACCCCCUCGCAGCUCUCCCACCUGCCCCUGAAGCCCCUCCACACAUCCACCCCCCAGCAACUGGCCAGCCUGCCCCCUCAGCUCAUCCCCUACCAGUGUGACCAGUGCAAGCUGGCCUUUCCCUCCUUUGAGCACUGGCAAGAGCAUCAGCAGCUCCACUUCCUGAGUGCCCAGAGCCAGUUCAUACACCCCCAGUUCCUGGACAGGACCCUCGAGAUGCCUUUCAUGCUCUUUGACCCCAGCAACCCCCUGCUGGCCAGCCAGCUGCUCUCGGGAUCGCUCCCCCAGCUGCCCAUGAGCUCGGCCACUUCGCCGUCCACCCCGACCUCCGCCAUGAGCACCCUCAAGAGGAAGCUGGAAGAGAAGGCUAGCGUGAGUCCUGGAGAGAACGACAGCAGCACGGGGGGAGAGGAGCCCCAGAGGGACAAGCGUCUCCGGACCACCAUCACACCGGAGCAGCUGGAAAUCUUGUACCAGAAAUACCUCCUGGAUUCCAACCCCACCCGGAAGAUGCUUGACCACAUUGCACACGAGGUGGGCUUGAAGAAGCGGGUGGUGCAGGUUUGGUUCCAGAACACGCGAGCACGGGAACGCAAGGGGCAGUUCAGGGCUGUGGGGCCCGCCCAAGCCCACCGGCGAUGCCCUUUCUGCCGGGCUCUCUUCAAAGCCAAGACAGCCCUGGAGGCGCACAUCCGGUCCCGGCACUGGCACGAAGCCAAGCGGGCCGGGUACAACCUGACUUUGUCGGCCAUGCUGUUGGAUUGCGAUGGCGGUCUCCAGAUGAAGGGCGAUCUCUUCGAUGGAACAGGCUUCUCCCAUCUGCCUCCCGCCAGCAGUGACAGCCAGGGCAUUCCCCUCUCGCCAGUCAGCAAGUCCCUGGAACUCUCUCCUCGCACUCUUCUGAGCCCGUCAUCCAUCAAAGUGGAAGGGAUGGAGGACUUUGAGAGCCCCUCCAUGUCCUCCGUCAACCUCAGCUUUGACCCAGCCAAGCUGGACAAUGACGACUGCUCCUCUGUCAACACAGCCAUCACAGACACCACCACAGGUGACGAGGGCAACGCAGACAACGACAGCGCCACGGGGAUCGCCACUGAAGCCAAAAGCACUUUGGGGCCAAGCGAGGGUCUGACCCAGGCCGCCAUGAUAGCAAUGUCAGAGUAUGAAGACAGGCUGUCUUCUGGCCUGGUCAGCCCAGCUCCUAGCUUCUACAGCAAAGAGUACGACAACGAAGGGAUGGUGGACUACAGCGAGACCUCCAGCCUGGCCGAUCCCUGCUCGCCCAGCCCUGGCACCAGUGGCUCGGCAGGCAAGUCUGGAGACAGCGGGGAUCGGCCAGGACAGAAGCGCUUCCGCACUCAGAUGACCAACCUCCAGCUCAAGGUCCUGAAAUCUUGCUUUAAUGACUACAGGACGCCGACCAUGUUGGAGUGUGAGGUUCUGGGCAAUGACAUUGGCCUGCCCAAGAGAGUUGUUCAGGUCUGGUUCCAGAACGCUCGGGCCAAGGAGAAGAAGUCCAAGCUCAGCAUGGCCAAGCAUUUCGGCAUCAACCAAACCAGCUACGAGGGACCCAAAACAGAGUGCACCUUGUGUGGCAUCAAGUACAGCGCCCGCCUGUCUGUGCGUGACCACAUCUUCUCUCAGCAGCACAUCUCCAAAGUGAAGGACACCAUCGGAAGCCAGCUGGACAAGGAGAAAGAAUACUUUGAUCCCGCGACCGUCCGCCAGCUGAUGGCCCAGCAGGAGCUGGACCGGAUCAAAAAGGCCAACGAGGUCCUAGGCCUGGCUGCUCAGCAGCAAGGCCUCUUCGACAGCCCUCCUCUGCAAGCCCUCAAUCUUCCUGCCGCCUACCCAGCGGCCCUCCAGGGCAUCCCUCCUGUCCUCUUGCCGGGCCUCAACAGCCCCUCCUUGCCUGGCUUCACCCCCUCCAACACAGCUUUAACGUCUCCCAAGUCCAGCCUGAUGGGUCUCCCUGGCACAAGCAUCCCCUCGCCCGGCCUCCCCACCUCUGGAUUACCAAAUAAGCAGCCCUCGGCCUCCCUGAACUCCCCCACCCCGGCACAAGCCACGGCGGCGGCAGCGGCAGCCCCACAGCAGCCUCCGCCCCCGCCUCGGAAGGACAAGGAGAGCGAGAAGGCGGCGAAAGAGAAGGACAAGGCACCCAAGGGGAAGGGGGAUUCCCUGCUGGCCCCCAAGAGGGACAAAGCAGAAGCGCCCGGCCCGGCCCUUCCUGCCACGCUGCCUGCCAUGGAGUACUCUGUGGAGCCCGCGCAGCUCCAGGCCCUGCAGGCAGCUCUGAAUUCGGACCCAGCGGCUUUGUUGACAAGCCAGUUCCUCCCCUACUUUGUCCCUGGGUUUUCCCCCUACUACGCCCCGCAGAUCCCAGGGGCCUUGCAGAGUGGCUACCUGCAGCCCAUGUACGGCAUGGAAGGGCUGUUUCCCUACAGCCCUGCUCUGUCGCAGGCCCUGCUCGGCUUGUCCCCCAGCUCCCUGCUGCAGCAGUACCAGCAAUACCAACAGAGCCUGCAGGAAGCAUUGCAGCAGCAGCAGCAGCAGCAGCAGCAGCAGAGGCAAGUAUUGCAGCAGCAGCAGCAGCAGAAACUUCAGCAGCAGCAGCAGCAGCAGCCGCCGCCGCCCAAAGGAAGCCAAACCCCAGUCCCCUCGGGGGCUGCUACCCCAGACAAAGACCCUGCCAAAGAACCCCCCCAUCCAGAAGAGCAGAAAAAUGCACCCCACGAGGUGUCCCCCCACCUGCCCAAACCCCACGAAGAGCCCGAAGCAGAAGGCAGCAGUGCGGCGGAGCCCCUCUGCGACCCCUUCAUGGUUCCCAAGGUGCAGUACCGGCUGGUCUGCCGGAAGUGCCAGGCCGGCUUCAGCAGCCAGGAGGCGGCCAGCGACCACCUGAGGUCCCUCUGCUUCUCCGGCCAGUCUGUGGUGAAUCUGCAAGAGAUGGUGCUUCAGGUGCCUGCUGGCAGCGGCGGCUCGUACCAGUGUGUGGCGUGCGAGAGCACGGUGUGCGGGGACGAGGCCCUCCGGCAGCAUCUCGAGUCUGCCCCGCACAAACACCGAACAAUCCCAAGAGCAGCAAGAAACGCCAAAGAGCACCCCAGUCUAUUACCUCACUCCGCCUGCCUCCCCGAUCCCAGCACCGCAUCUACCUCGCAGUCUGCCGCUCACUCAACUGACAGCCCCUCCUCACCCCCCUCCUCAGCUUCCCCCCACACCUCCAGAAAGUCUUGGCCUCCAGCGGUCACGCGGGCCCCCUUGGGGAAGCCGCCCCCCCCGCCGCUGCCGCCUCCUCCUCUCUCCUCAUCUUCAACGGUUACCUCAAGUUCAUGCAGCACCUCAGGGGUUCAGCCCUCGAUGCCAACAGAUGACUAUUUGGAGGAGUCGGACUCUGAUCUUAGCCAAAAGUCCCAUGGACCGGCUAGCCCGGCGGAGAGGCCCGAGGCGCCCAGCUGCCCCAAGGACAGUGGUCUCGCGAGCAUAGAAAUGGACACCUUUCGAUUGUAAGCUUUGAAGAUGAACAAUGAAAAAAAAAAGAAUGAAAAAAAAAUUAACAAACCAAUUUCAAACAUAGACUAACUGCAAUUCCAAAGCUUCUAACCAAAAAAGAAAAAGAAAAAAAAGAAGAGAAAUGUGUGGGUUGUUUUCCCAUAUACCGAUGCCGGCAGCAGGUUUUCCAUUGCUUUCUUUUCACUGAAGCCCCAUUGUGUUUUGGCUGUUUGGAGGUACCCUGUGUCGGUCUGGAGGGAGGGAGGCCCACCCCCACAGCCUUCCAGCCCCUCCCAGCCAUGGCCCCCUCCAGAGCACAGCAGAGGCCGGCAGAACUGUAUGGGAAAGCAGACCACCUUGUGACCGUUUAAAAUUUCUGGCUAUCUUAGCAUUCAGAUACCAAUGGCUUGCUAAAAGAAAAAAAGAAAUGUAAUGUCUUUUUAUUCUCAGGUCAAUUGCUCACACUUUGUUCGGUUUUCAGAAUCAUUGUUUUAUAUAAAUAUAUAUAUAAUUUCUUUUUUGGUUUUGAAUUUUUUCCCCAAGGAAAUGGUUUUUGUUUUUUGUUUUUUUGUUAAUUUAAAAAUGGGCAGAAAGUAUUCAAGAGACAAACAAUGUGAACUGAGUUAGCUUUCUGGGGAUUUUAAGGGUAGCUUUUCUGCUGAAGCCAAUUUCAAGGGGAAAAGUUCAGCACUCCCACUUUUCAGGAAAAAAAACCAACAACAACAACAACAAAAACCCAACACGCAAAGAGUGUUAAGGACUUGGAGCUUAAAAAUAAGUUUUAAAACAACUGACUUUCUGUAUUUAUGAUAGAUAUGACCAUUUUUGGUGUUGAGUAGAUUGUUGCAUUGGAAAUGAACUGAAGCAGUAUGGUAGAUUUAAAAGAGAAAGCCCCCCCUGUGUACAUUUAGCUUUUGUAUGGUCCGGCCAACGGCUCCUCAUUUGGUGUUGUCUUGUUCAUUCCUAGCCAGAUAGAUGACCACCCAUCGGUUCGCCGAAGCUUUCCCCUCUUUGUACCUUGACACCCUCCUCCAUCCUGUAAUCUUCCACUUACGGUUGCUGCCUUCAUUUCUUAGAGGGCAGUUGCAGAAUUAUUUUAUAAAAACUAAAGAAAAAAUUCAAAGGGGGUCAGUAGGAUCCCUUGCAGAAUAUUUUUGUUGGGGGUUCAAAACUUUUUAAGGUGUAUACAUGUCUGUUACCCUCGUGCACUUAACUCUGUCUUCUCCUCCUCCUCCUCCUCCUCCUUCUUUUGGCUUCCUUUCCUCAUUUUGUAAAUGCUUCAAAGACUCCAAAGUUCUGGAACUCUCGGCCUUUGUUUCUCUCUGUGUAACUAGGGUGCACUUGUUUCUUUUCCAAUGACCUUUUUGUUGUGUGUGUGUGUGUAUGGGGGUGGGGGUUGGUUUAGUUUAUCUCUUUGGUUUCCCCCCCCCUCAAAAAGAAAUUCAUGCUUUAAAUAAAAUCCAAAGAGAAACACUUUUCACCACUGGUGCAGAAUGAGCAAAAAGGAUUCUUUUGACUUGAGGAUUUGUUUCUGCUUUUAGCCACAAGACUCAGUUUAAAUAAAGGAACUCAUAAAACAAAAUCAGUAUGUAGGUUGUACUCUGUGCUCCUUCAGCCAGAAAAGGAGCAGCUCUUCUCCGUCCUGAAUAGUCCACAAACCAAAAGAAGCAUUUUCACGGUGUCACAGGCUGGUCUCUGUGCUAGGGGGCCCUGUGAGUGGUGUGUGAUCCCCCCGCCCAGCCCUGAGGGGCAGAGAGCAAAAAGCAUUUUAGGGUUUUGUGUUAAUUGGAUCUCUCUGCUCCCCUUGUGUGGCAUCUUCUCUGAUCCGGACGUUGAAAGGAAAACUUUGUGCUGCUAUAUGGUAGAGUUUGAGUCAAAGCAGGUGCUGUGUUGCCACUUCCUAGCCAAAUGGCCACCACCCCUUCUUCCCCGGCCCUCCCCAACUGUGAAAUCCCUCCACCACCAUCAAAAGGGAACGAAGACUGUGAAUGCGGGCUGGUGGGGAGGUGCUUCUUUCCUGUUCCGGCUUUCCCCUGGUCCUGCAAUUGCAGAAGCUACCUGUGUUUUCUGCAGGAAGCUGGCAUGCUCCAAGGGAGGACAGACAGACAGACAGACGGACGGACGGCUUCUCCCCGUUUCUAUUCAUGCCUUUUUGUCUUUAGUUCAGUGGAAGACUAUCUUGAACUGUUGUACAUAUUUCUGACUAGACAGAUGCACAAUGCAAGGUCCUUUUCAUUUUUUUAGUAGACAGCACUAAAAAGAGCACCAUUGACUAUUCCUGCCAGUAUCCAGUUGUAGCAUCAAGUGUCAAAAGCACGCGCAGGUGGGCAGAAUGGGGCUCUUUCCUGUUAACCAUGGUCCUUGUAUUUCUCCCUGUGCUUGAGAUGGACAUUUUUUUUUUUUAAUUUUAAGGUUGUACAGUUUUGGUUUCCAUAAUUUCAUCUUGUUUGUAAUUCGUUCGUGUGUGUGUGUGUGUGUGUGUGUGUGUGUGUGUGUGUAUGUGUGUAUAUAUAUAUAUAUAUAUAUAUAUAUAUAUAUAUAUAUAUAUGUAUCUCCCCAUCCUUUUGACUUUUGUAUGUUGCUCUGUUUCAUAUAGAAGGUUGUUUCUUGUUUUGUUUUGGGUUCUGGAUCUCUGUGUGGUCUCAGUUGCCCGUCCCGCCCUCGCUCUUCCCUGCCAAGUCUGCUUGGAAAUCCUCCUCCUGUCUGCUUGCUUGUUUUCUCCCCUGCCCCGCCGCCGCCACUGCUCAGCUUGCUGGACCGCAGGGCUCCCUCCUCCUCUUCCUUCCGUCCCACGCCUCCAAGGAGUGGCUCCGUGCAUUUUCUUCUGCCCCUUGGUGUGUGGCGUCUCCCAUCCCGCUGCGCACGGAGCAGUGGCCGGCAAGCGGCGUCCCCUCUGGACUCCCCUUUUCCUGGAGCCCCCAAGAGCCAGUCGGAGCUGCUCCUGGUAGCCAAGCAGUGCUUUCCAGCCAGCCUCUGCCAUUGGGAACUCGCCGUUGAGCACUUGGGUUCUGGAGAAGCCCAGGAAGGAGGGGUGCAGCUGCCCCCAGAGGCCAUGCCUCGGCACCUGGCACUUGCUGCCUGGACUUCAGAACCUUCCCAGCCUCUUUCCCAUGAAACUCUCCCCGCCCCCCAACGCCCCGUCCCGAUCUUAUUUCUAACAGUCCUCCCUUGAUGCUGGAAAUCAAGCCACGUGAGAGAUUGAGGAAGGGUCUGUGUGGCGUGGCUGAGCGGCGUCUUGCCUGGUGUCCCCGAGAGCGGCCUGAAUGGGAGCUGCUCAGGCGGGGGGCGGGGCUGUCCAAGUGGAGUCUCCUUCCAGAGAAGCAGGAGUCGGGGUAGUGGAUGGGGUUGGUGGCACUGGAAGUCCUGCCCACUGUGAAACACCAAGUUCUUGACUAUUUUUUGUUUGUUGAAUUCAGGGUUAGGGAGGGAGGGACAAGUCUGACUAAAACAGAAAUGAGGUGAAGAGGUCUAUGACCAGCCUUUGCAAUGUACAAAACCAGAGCAAGUGAAACCAAAAAAGAUGUUCUUGGUGUUUUUCUAUCAUGUAGUCUUGUUAGCUUUUUUGUUACUGUAAGAAUUGCUGAUCUCGAACUGUACCAAAAUACAUGGAGACCGACAAAAACAGAAAUCCACACGGAACUUUAAAAAAAACAAAAACCAAGAUUUGUCACAAAACACUUUGUUGUCAUAGUUAAGUUGAUUGUAGAUGGUAAUUGAAUAUACUCCUUUGAAAAUAUUUCA